CGAGGCGCAGCGGCCCGGCCCCGCGGCCCCGUGAUGGGCUCCUGCGUGUCGCGAGAUCUGUUCACAAGUGCCCACAAGGACUGCCCCAUGCCCCAGGGCACGGGUCCUCUGAACCCAGACUUGCCCUCCAGCCGUCCCCCUGCUGUCGCUCCAGACCAUGUCACUGGCAAGGACAAACAGAUGGAUUUCUGUUGGGAUCCUUGGCAGAGGUGCUUCCAGACCACCAACGGCUACCUGUCUGAUUCCAGGUCCUGCUCCAGCAACUACAAUGUGGCGGCUCUAGCCACCUCGUCCCUUGUGGGGGUGGUGCAGAGCAUCAAGGACCACAUCACGAAGCCCACGGCCAUGGCGCGUGGCCGCGUGGCUCACCUCAUCGAGUGGAAGGGCUGGCGUGCCCAGCGGCCGGGCUGGGAGCCAUCCCCGGCCGAGGAUGAGCAUUACUGUUGCCUGCCAGACGAGCUGCGGGAGGCCCGCUUUGCUGCAGGGGUCGCCGAACAGUUUGCCAUCACAGAGGCCACACUGAGCGCCUGGUCCUCGCUGGACAAUGAGGAGCUUCACCCCGAGAACAGCCCUCAGGACGUCGUCCAGCUACAGGACCUAGAGAACCUCUACCUUCAGGACAGUCUUCUGAGCGGCCCCUCCCAGGAUGACAGUCUUCUGGCCUUCUCUUCCCCUGGCCUCUCCCCCGAUGGCUGGCCCUCACCCGAUGAGCCCCCCAUCACAGCUGCCGACCCCCAGCCCCCCAGCCCUGAACAGCAGCAUCGGAGGCGGCUGCCUAGGGGCCCAGGGCCUGAGGGUGGGGCCCACCUGCAGGGCUCCCUCCCCUCGGUGGACAGCAUCUCCCUCUCAGAGGAAGAGGACGAGGUGUUCUACAACUGAGGGUUUCUGUCAUCAGUGGGCUCAAGGACUCUCAGCAGACACCAGGGCAAGCUGCCCAGAGGACCCUGCAGCUGGGCCCCCAGGCAGACAGACGCAGAAGGGCCUAGGAAACCCACUCGGAGUGGGACCUGGGGCCCCUGCCCUGACCCCGGGGCUCAGUCCUUCCCCCUCCCUCUGUGUUCGUGCCCCCCUCCCUCAGAGGUGGGACAGCCUCUCUGGUAGCUAAGUGUCUGUUCCUCAGCUCCCUUCUUGAGAAUCUCUGUCUCUGGAGGGUCUGUUCAUCCCUCACUCUCUGAACCUGCUCCCUGGUGCCCCUACCCCCUUCCCUGCACCCUGGAAGGUUCUCUGCAGACAUUAAAGUGGUGGAUUCACCCAAUGAACUUGGCCUGGUCUCU
Molecule: messenger RNA, 1274 nt
Organism: Lynx canadensis (Canada lynx)
Lineage: Eukaryota; Metazoa; Chordata; Mammalia; Carnivora; Felidae
Gene: FAM131C
Product: family with sequence similarity 131 member C
Exons: 8
Coding region: 34-879 (281 amino acids)
Source: RefSeq, a predicted model, not a curated record